Molecule: messenger RNA, 1627 nt
Organism: Theobroma umbraticum
Lineage: Eukaryota; Viridiplantae; Streptophyta; Magnoliopsida; Malvales; Malvaceae
Product: protein SENSITIVE TO PROTON RHIZOTOXICITY 1-like
Biological process (GO): response to aluminum ion; response to acidic pH
Source: RefSeq, a predicted model, not a curated record
UUUCUUUUUUGUUUAAGCUUAUCAAACUUCACUUCUGCCCAAAAAAAUGUCGAAUCUCGGAGAACCUUUUCGGAUCUCGCCGGAAUAUCCCAGCGGCGAAGGAUCCUCUCUCCCUCAACAAGAACCCUUCGGCCAUGCCGAUCCUCGUGUCCCACUCCUAAACCUCUCGACGGUUAAAACGAGAAUGGAUUCCCUACAACACUUCCUAUCUCAAUCGGUCAACACGAACACUUUGAUCUCCAAAGAUCAGAUGGAUCUCGUCUCCUCCGAAAUCGCCUCCGCCAUCCACCAAAUCAUCGUCAACGGCGCGGCCCUCCUCUCUUGCGCCCAAAAAGGCCAUUACCCAAACCCGACUCCAAUCCGGAACCCGACUCCAGAACCGAAACUCGAGGUCGACGAUUACGAUGAAGGAGAGUCCGAGAUAAUCGAGUUAGACGCGGUCGAGUUGCUGUCGGAACAUUUACAUUUCUGCGAAAUUUGCGGUAAAGGGUUCAAGCGCGACGCCAAUUUACGGAUGCAUAUGAGGGCUCAUGGGAAUCAGUAUAAAACUCCCGAGGCGUUAGCGAAAAAAACAGGUAAUAAAGGUGAAGUGAAGAAUUGGGGUCGGAAAACCCGGUUUUCGUGCCCCUAUGAUGGGUGUAACAGGAACAAGAAACAUGACAAGUUUAGGCCGUUGAAAUCUGUUAUUUGUGUAAGGAAUCAUUUCAAGAGAAGCCAUUGUCCGAAAAUGUAUGGUUGUAAUAAGUGUCAUAAGAAGAGUUUUUCGGUUUUUACUGAUUUGAAGAGUCAUUUGAAGCAUUGUGGAGGUGGGGAAGAGAGUAAGAAGUGGAAGUGUAGUUGUGGGAAUAGCUUUUCUAGGAAAGAUAAGCUUUUCGGACACGUGUCGUUGUUUGAAGGGCACAUGCCAGCUGUUAUGGAGGAGGAGGAUCGGAAGUUGAAAGGAGUGGUAGCAAUGAAGGAAGAUGAGGAAAAGGAAGAGGAGUUGGUGGAGAGGGAGGGGUGGUUGGAAGAUGGGUUUUUUGAUGGUUUGCUUGAUGGGUUUUGCUCGUUCGAGGAUUACUGUUUGCAAGAUGUGUUGGCACCGUCGCUUGAUGGGUUGUAGCAUUUUGGCAAGGGCAUGAUAUAGUGAAAGCUACGUCUGAACUCCGAACUGUAUAUGACGGUUAUCUGGAGAUAGUUUGCUGAGAAUACGAGGCUUUCAGAGUUUGCAUUUCUCUUUGAUGAUGGGAAUGGCAUUCCCUUGUCUUCUUUGCCAAUUCUGUCAUUUUCGUCCCGGGCAAAUAUUAAAAUAAGGAGAGUCCUUUGCUACAUGUGCACUGCUGCACAAAUUUGUCUUUAGGAUACAACAAAAGUUUGAUUAAAUCUGUGCUGCGACAUGGUCUCAAUCAACGGUUCCAAGGGUUUAGUAACUCUCUGACCAUGUUUGGAUAGAACAGAGAUGAAAGUUGCUUGCUGAACGGCCCCUAAAAGAAAAAGAAAAACAUUCUAUUUCUUGCAUUGCAAGUCUAUGCAGUGAAAGUUGUUGUAAACUGGGUGUAUAAUCCCUGCAAGUCGAUGAAGAUUCUUUACGGAGAAUUAAUGGGUUCAAUCGAUAAAAACAGUGUAAUUAGCUAUUUAAAACAGAAAU